GCUAAGACCCGGGUGUCCGGGAUCGGAGCAGGAAGCGGGAGCCGGCGGUGGCGGUGGGGCCCGUGGAGCCGGGAGCGGGGCCGUCGGGAGUGGACGGCGUGGGGCCGGGGCGCCCCACGGCCCCGGCCCCGCCAUGCGCGCGCUGUGGGAGCUGCUGGCGGUGGCGGCGGCGGUGGCGGCGGGGGCGAUGGGUGGGCGCCAGCCCCCCCACGACACCCUGACCUGCUCCCAGGGCCUCGCCUGCCGCCUCCUGGACACCGAUGUGCUGUGCGGGACGGAGCCACCGGGACCCAGCCACGGGCUGACCCUGGCUCGGCUGCGGCUGGAGCCGGCGCUGCGCUGCACCGGCCCCACGGCCUGCUCGCCCUGCCUGGAGGCACGCCUGCGCCUGGCCGGGGCGCCCGGCACCGGCACCGGUGACCCCCGCCACCCCACGCCACCGGGCAGCCCCGGGGUGGAGGAUGGCAGCGAGGGAGAACAGCGGUCAACAGCGGAUGGGGCCGCCUCGUCCCAGCCCAACAUCACCGGGCUGCUGUUGCUCUCCGGGCACGCGUACGCCUUCUCCCGCUGCGUGGCCGUGGAGGUCCGGGCGCUUCUGCCCCCCACGCUGCCCGGCCAACCCCUGGGCUGGGUGACCUACCGGUGUUUCACAGCGCCGCUGGGCUCUGAACUCCACGUCACGGCGUACACCAACUCGCGUGGCCACCGGAGGCUGAGCCAGCGGCAGUGGGUGCCAGACUGCUCGUGGCCCGCAGCACAGGCUGCCGUCCCCCAGUGCCAAGCCUCCGGUGCAGUGCCCAGGCUGCGGGUCUCCUCGGGGCCAAAGGAGGUGGUCGUGGAGGUGCAGGGGGCCGCAGCAGGGCACAGCUACACCCUCCGGCUCUACCGCAACCAGAGCCACGGCACCGGUGGGCCGGGGCGUGCAGUGACCGCGAGCAGCCCCAUGAACUACAGCCUGCCAACCGACGAGGUGCUGCCCUGCCUCUGCCUUCAGGUUUGGCCGGAGACCCAGGACCCACUGCGGGCCACCCUGUGCCCCUUCUCCCACGACGCUGAGGCCUGGGAACGGCUGUGGGCGCGCAGCCAGCUGGUCCUGCAUGUUGGGGGCCGGUCACUGACCUGCUCCCUCUCGUCCCCCUGUGACCUCCUGGCCAAACUGGUGCCCUGUUGGCAGCCAGUGCCUGCAGGGCCCUGCCAAGCCCUGCCCGGCCUGCAGCAGCUCGCCGUGGGGCAGGGACCUCAGGAGUUUGGGGGGCUGAAGCCGCACCCCAACCUCUGUGUGCAGGUGUGGAGCGGCGGGCAGGUCCAGCUGACCCAGUGCCUGCGGGACCGAGCGCUGCCUGGCCGCCCUGACGACGUCCUGCUGCUGGAGCACGGGGGGAACGCCUCGCUGUGCGCCCUGGAGCGGGGCGCCUGCACGCCUCUCGCCAGUUUCACCAGCACGGGAGCGGGGCACCCGGGGCUGCUGGAGCGGGAGCUGCGGCGGGAUGUGACGGCGGGGCAGUGCAGGCAGAUCUGGCACCCCGAGAACAGCACCGGCGGCACCCUCUGGGCCUGUCCCCUGCACAAGUACCGGCGUGCCCGCUGGGCGCUGGCGUGGAUGGGAGUGCUGCUGGGGGCUGCCUGCCUCCUGCUCUUGCUCCUACUGAAGAAGGAAGACGUGAAAGGCUGGCUGAAGUCCCUAAGGGCUGACUAUGGCUCCGAGGCCCCGCUGCGAGGCCGACGGGCGCUGCUGGUGCACGCGGUGGAGCCGGCGGCGGAGCGGGCAGCCUGCACCUUGCUGUCGGCCCUGCGCCCGCUGGGGCUGGCCGCGGCGGCAGCGCCGGGGGGUGGCAGCGGGGCGGCGGCGUGGGGGCCGUUGCCCUGGCUGCACGCCCAGCACCGCCGGGCGCUGCGGGACGGUGACACCGUCAUCCUCCUCCUCUCCCCUGCGGCCGCGGCGGCCGCACGCCGGUGGGACGCUGAGGCCAGGACCGUGCCGGACCCCCCUGAUGUCCCCAGCACAGCGCCCUGUGAGGUGUUUGCAGCGGCUCUCUCCUGUGCCAUGCCAUCGCUGGCGGCGGGCGCCGGGUGCUACGUGGUGGCCCGGCUGGAGGCCCUGGUGCCGGCGGUGCCCCCGGCACUGCGGGCAGCCCCCGCUUUUGCGCUGCCCAGCGAGACGGGGGGUUUCCUGCGGGCGCUGGCGGCACCCGGUCGGCGGCGGGGCCGGUGGCCGGAGCCGUACGUGGCGGUGGUGGCCGAGGGGCUGCGGCGGGCGCUCGGGGAAUAAAGAGGUGAUGGUGCUUUUGCUGA
This is a messenger RNA of Tyto alba (common barn owl), 2292 nucleotides long. RefSeq names its product interleukin 17 receptor C (gene IL17RC). Gene Ontology annotation, molecular function: interleukin-17 receptor activity. The transcript has 17 exons. Lineage: Eukaryota; Metazoa; Chordata; Aves; Strigiformes; Tytonidae. The record is from RefSeq and is a predicted model, not a curated record. The coding region runs from base 134 to 2269 and encodes 711 amino acids.